Messenger RNA from Monodelphis domestica (gray short-tailed opossum), 2795 nucleotides. Its product is annotated as olfactory receptor 13C9. Gene Ontology annotation, biological process: G protein-coupled receptor signaling pathway. The record is from RefSeq and is a predicted model, not a curated record. Gene Ontology annotation, cellular component: membrane. NCBI's taxonomy places the organism in Eukaryota, Metazoa, Chordata, Mammalia, Didelphimorphia, Didelphidae. Gene Ontology annotation, molecular function: olfactory receptor activity; G protein-coupled receptor activity.
AUGGAAGGAGUCAACUGGACAUCCAGGAAAGAGUUUGUUCUGCUGGGAUUUUCAGAUUACCCAAAGACUGAAAUGCUCAUCUUUAUUUUAUGUCUAAUAAUGUACCUGGUGAUUCUAAUGGGAAAUAGUAUUAUAAUUGUUCUGACUAUCCUAGAUUGUCACCUUCACACACCAAUGUACUUUUUCCUCAGUAAUCUCUCCUUCUUAGAUAUCUGUUUUACAUCUUUUUUUGUCCCUAAAAUGUUGACCAACUUCUUAUCAGAAAACAAAACCAUCUCAUUCUAUGGGUGUAUGAUCCAAAUGUAUAUCACCUUGUCCAUGGGCUCCACAGAAUGUGUGCUUCUUGCUACAAUGGCCUAUGACAGGUAUGUGGCCAUCUGUAAUCCUCUCAGAUAUCCUAUAAUCAUGAAUAAGAGACUCUGUGUGCAACUAGUGAUUACUUCCUGGGUGAUAGGCUUUCUCGAUUCAGCUAUGGAAACAGCUCUUGUAAUUGGACUGCCCUUUUGUGGGAAAAACAUAAUUAAUCAUUUUGUUUGUGAACUCUUAGCCAUCCUAAAGCUCGUCUGUGUGGACAUUUCCUUGAAUGAGAUUAUUUUGUUAAUAGAUAGCAUGACAUUUGCAUUCUCCCCAUUAUUGUUAAUUAUUACCUCCUAUAUUUUUAUUCUCUCUGCAAUCCUGAGAAUUAAUUCUGCAGAAGGGAGGAAAAAAGCCUUUUCUACUUGUUCAUCACAUUUGACUGUGGUGACUGUGUUUUAUGGGACAAUUCUCUUCAUUUAUAUGAAGCCCAGGUCCAAAAAUUCAAUUGCAGACAAAUUUAUAACAUUAUUCUAUUCAGUGAUGACCCCCAUGCUGAACCCCAUCAUCUAUACCCUGAGGAACAAGGAAGUGAAUAGAGCUAUGAGAAAUGUGCUAAAAAGACUAACAUUCGUGAGGGGCCUAUGAGAUGAUCUGGGCUGGUAACUAUUCCCCUUCCAAUCUUGACUCUGACAUGAGCAAGGUGGAAUUUGAGUUAUUUUAUUUGGAUGUCUUCAGUCUUGUCUAUUUUUAUGUUUUUUUUAAAAGAGCGUCAAAUAUAGAAAUAACAAAUUCCCAGAGCUGAACCAUCACUGUAUAAUUUUAUGUGAAUUUCUGAUGACAUAUUUCCCAUGACACCUGAACGUUUUCCGAAAAAAGCAGUUCCAAAAUUUAAAAAGAAUGGUUCCUUAGCUUUCCUACCUGCCUCUGCCCAAAUUCAAUGAUUUCUUGCCCAUUUUAAUGCCUUUGGGGGAGAUUUGCUCUGAUUCAGCAUUUCACCAAUACCUUGAUAUCUCCUGGUGCCCUCCCUCAUAAUGUUAUCAAAAUUUUUGCUCCAGACAAUGUACCAAGUUUGGAUGAAAUAAAAACCAUUUCCCCCAUUUUAUGUUCUGGAGGAUAUGAAUUCUCUUUUCAAUGCUAUAUCAGGGGAUAAAGAUUUUUUUCCUAUUAGGUCCUGGACCCUUUUAAAGAGAAUGAAAGAGACUGGUUGAAGUUAGCAAAAGACAGCCUAUAAAAAGAAUUAACCCUAUGGCCAGGAUAAAGAAUGUGAUCUAAGUAAAGAUAUCAAUGGGUCAAUAGAAAGGCAGGAUAAGGUCAAAACAAAAUGUUUCCCAAGGCAACAAAUCUAUAGGUCUAAGGGGGAUUCUAGGAACUAUGCCUGAUAGUGAAUAAAAGAUCCAAAGUGGGGGAAAAGAAAGAUAUUCACCCAAAACAAGACUAGGGAAGUACCAAGUAGAAUUGACAGUUGAAAAUUUUUCUCUUGCACAGUAUCACCUCAAUAUUAUCUUUUCAUCAGCUGGUGAAUUUUCAUCACUUAUCGGGUUCCAUUCAGCCACGGACCCAGACAAAUGCCAUUGAUCAGCCCACCUGCAAUCUUUAUUAAGUGUCUGCUAUGGACUGGAGAUUGGGUUAUGCACUAGAAUAUUAAAAUAAGAAGAAAACCCUCGUUGCAAGGUAUCCAUGUUCUAUGGGGAAGGUAAUGUAUCCAUAAAAGUAUAUAAAAUAUGAAUAAAAGACCUUUUAGUUACCUUGCUUGUAUGCCUGUGACAUUUUUUAUUCUGUUUUUUAAAAAAAUUGGGGGGAAUUUCUAGAAACUGACAAAUUCAUCAUUUAGAGACCACUACCUAUUAGUGGAGAGUAGCAAAAUGGGGAAGUGGAUAGAGUCUUGGACCUGGAAGAGGAGGACCAGAGUUCAAAUAUGACCUCAAACACUUACCAAAUGUAAAACUUUGGGCAAGCUAUUUAACCCUUCCCAGUAUAAACCUGGAGAGAAAUGGUGAAACACUUCAAUCCCUUUAUCAAGAAAACCCCAUGGACUGUAGGUCUAUUGGGUAAUGAAGGGCAAUAUAAGACUGAAUGACAGAACCAUGGAUCAACAACAGCAGAGUAGAGUAAGGACCAUUCAUGGCAAUGCAAUCAUAUUACACAUAUGUGUGUCUACAUAUAUAUAUAUAUAUAUAUUUACACAUAUAAUAUCUCAGAUGAGCACCUCAAAUGUCUCAGUAUAUCACAGUUUUUUUACCUCUAUAACCUAUAUGUGGUAGUAUACAUUAUAUGUUGUCAUGUCAUGAUAAAAAAGAUCACUUCUUGCUCAAAUCAGACCAGUAGGAAUUUAUUAAAGGAAACUAGAAGAUACAGAUACAAAUAUAUCCAGGAUGAUAAGUCUUCCAGAAUACAGCCCAAGUUUUUAGGGUGUGAAGAUGGCUUAAAAACCCUGUUAGAAUUCCAACUAGCUUCUCUUAGUCAUAUCCAUCAAAAGAGUUAAACUACAAUUCACAAAA